UCAUAUCCAUGAAUGCUGAAUGCUAAUCCAAGGCAAAUGUCCACAUAAUUCUAUGAAAAGCGCCCAAAUCAUGUACGGGGGCUCAAGCAGAGGCAAUGAAAGGAGAACAUUAUUCUAUGCCUUUUGAUUUCCCAGCCCAUCCAUUAUCUGUCACUGAAAAAGCUCUGCAGUUGGCAGUAGACUUAGGCGUUAACCAGAGGGAGUCUCUGGAGAGAAACAUGAGUAGUAACAAUUCAUGUACCCUAGCAGAUAUAGCUAACACAGAUUUUCGGUACUUUAUUUAUGCAGUCACGUACACAGUCAUCCUGGUGCCUGGUCUCAUAGGAAACAUACUAGCUCUGUGGGUUUUCUAUGGCUAUAUGAAAGAGACCAAGCGGGCCGUGAUCUUCAUGAUCAACUUGGCCAUCGCAGACUUAUUACAAGUGCUCUCCCUACCCUUGAGGAUCUUCUAUUACCUGAAUCACAACUGGCCUUUUGGGGAGGGCCUCUGCAUGUUUUGCUUCUACCUGAAGUAUGUGAACAUGUAUGCCAGCAUCUACUUCUUGGUGUGUAUCAGCGUGCGGCGGUUCUGGUUCCUCAUGUACCCCUUCCGCUUCACCGAUUGCAAGAGGAAAUGCGAUCUGUAUGUUAGCGUAGCUGGCUGGCUCAGCAUCUGCCUCGCCUGCCUCCUUUUCCCCUUCCUCCGGAUCAACCACGAGAAGGCUAGCAACCGAACCAAGUGCUUUGUGGAUCUGCCCACCAGGAACGUGAACUUGGCGCAGUCCAUUGUCAUGGUGACGGUGGGGGAACUGGUGGGCUUUAUUACCCCUCUCAUCAUUGUUCUCUACUGUUCCUGGAAGACAGUGUUAUCACUGAAGGAGAAAUACCCAGUGUCCCAAGACCUUGGGGAGAAGAAGAAGGCUCUAAAAAUGAUCUUAACCUGUGCAGCAGUUUUCUUAAUUUGCUUUGCACCCUAUCAUUUCAGCUUUCCUUUAGAUUUCCUGGUCAAAGCCAACAAAAUCCAAAGCUGCAGGGCCCAGAAAGUGAUUCUGAUAUUCCAUUCGGUGGCUUUGUGCCUGGCAAGUCUGAAUUCCUGCCUGGACCCAGUCAUCUACUACUUUACCACAAAUGAGUUUCGGAGGCGGCUGUCCAGACAAGAUUUGCAAGACAGUAUCCAACUCCAUAACAAAAAUGAUGCGGGCAGCCAUACCUCAACGGUGGGGUCAGGACUCUGUUGAAAUCAGAAUGCUUGCACUGACUGAAAGCUCAGAGAUUAAGACAACUUUUCAGCACCCCAACAGGGGGAAAGACAGCAACCACACGCGUGCCUGGUAUCUUCUCUGGUUAUGUCCUAGCCUGUCCGUGGGGGUGUAUGUAGAUCCAUGUCUUGGCUCUCAUUCAGGACACAGUACUUUUUCCAUCACCAGAGUUGGCUUGGCAACUCAUUACAUUGUCCAUCAACUCUCUGUAACCUCUAUGCUGAUAAUAGCUAUUGUUCAACGGUUUG
This is a messenger RNA of Dromiciops gliroides (monito del monte), 1486 nucleotides long. RefSeq names its product G protein-coupled receptor 174 (gene GPR174). Lineage: Eukaryota; Metazoa; Chordata; Mammalia; Microbiotheria; Microbiotheriidae. Gene Ontology annotation, cellular component: membrane. The record is from RefSeq and is a predicted model, not a curated record. Gene Ontology annotation, biological process: phospholipase C-activating G protein-coupled receptor signaling pathway; positive regulation of Rho protein signal transduction. The transcript has a single exon. Gene Ontology annotation, molecular function: G protein-coupled receptor activity. Bases 96 to 1217 code for a protein of 373 amino acids.